Musa acuminata subsp. malaccensis (wild Malaysian banana) is the source of this 5163-nucleotide messenger RNA. The record is from RefSeq and is a predicted model, not a curated record. NCBI's taxonomy places the organism in Eukaryota, Viridiplantae, Streptophyta, Magnoliopsida, Zingiberales, Musaceae.
GAUCAAAACCCGAAUAAAAAAACCCUAAUGGGCGGAUUCUCGAUCAUUUCCCCCCUAUUUUAUACUUGCGCAUAGAUUCUUCGCCUUUAUCUUAAUCUCGUAGUGCGCCAAUAAAGAACCAUGAGAGCAUCCCACUGCUGCGAAUCGUGUCAUUAUUUUAUCCCAAUCGUGUCAUUAUUUUAUCCGAUCCCUCUUGUUCUCUUGUCACAGAAAGAAAUCGCUUUUCUCGUCGUUUCUGCGCAUAAAAUUGCAUAAAGAUGGCACCUUUCUCGCCCCCAUCGCGUCUUCCCAAUCCCGAGCCUUCCGAGAACCACAACACCACUCCGGUUAGUGUUCGGUGGGUGCCAUCGUGAGGCUUGUGCUGGGAUUCCGAUGUUUUCCUGCAGCAUGGACUGGUCGAGAAGCACACCUCCCCCACUCCGGUUCUCAUCUACCUCGAGAGCUCUCAGAGUAGUGUAGGGAGCUUCUCCUGGCCAUCUCCUCCAGCUGGCUCCGAGGGAGACUUGUGUGGUGUGGCCUUUUGUUCUGCUGCUACAGUGGAGUGAGGUGACUUAAUGCUGGCUGGUUCAGUUUCACUUCAUUGUGUAAAGCAGUUGCCAAAGCCGACCGCCAGCCACCAUCUUCCUCUCGUGGGCCCUUUCAUUUUAUUUGAUAUUUUGGAUUACCUCCGUUGCUUGCCACACUGUUCACAUAAGCUUCCUUUUCCUUCUGCUUCCGGAUUUUAAGGCAGAGUCUCCGUGAGGAAUGUAAAACUUGAGGUGGAAAGCAAAGAAGAUCACAUUCUUCUCUGAAUGAGGCUUGUUCAACGGGGCUGUUGAUGAAUUUGUAUGUCCAAGCUCAAAAUUAAGUUCUGGCAGCAAAAUUAAAUGUUAUCCAGAUAGCGCCUCCUAAAUCUAGAGGCUGAAGUUCUCUAUACAUCAGACUUUAUCGAUUUGGAAUUAGCAAGUUAUCUGCGUAGGAUGUCAACAAGAGGAAAGAAACCUCAGAUGCUUCGUGCCUUCUCAUUCUUCAUCAUCCUCAUUCUCUGUAUGCCCAUCUCGGAUGCAACUUACACUGGUGAUAUCGAGGAGUUGUUCACUCUCAGAGAUUCACUUGCUGAAAGAAGAAUAUUCCUAUCUAGCUGGUUCAAUGUGGAAACUCCAUGCAACUGGUCAGGCAUAACUUGUGCUGGUCCAACAGUCCAGGCUAUAGACUUAUCUUACACACCCCUUAACGUACGAAUCCCGAGCUGUCUUGGGGAGUUCAGACAUCUCAGAUUACUGAACUUUAGCAGUUGUGACCUGUCUGGUCAUAUUCCAGAAACAUUUGGAGAUCUGCAAAAUCUACAGUCCCUGGACUUAAGCAAGAAUCAUCUAUCUGGAGUCCUUCCUUCUUCACUUGCAAACCUGCAAAUGCUCAGGGAACUUGUGCUUGACACCAAUUCCUUCUCUGGAGGUUUGAGCACUAUUGUUGGACAUCUUAAAGGUCUCACAAAGCUUUCUAUCUCAGGGAAUUCUUUCUCAGGUAGUAUUCCACCUGAUAUAGGGAACUUACAGAAUCUGGAGUAUCUGGAUUUGAGCAUGAAUUCUUUCUCUGGGCCACUACCUAACAACAUGGAAAACCUCAGGAGACUCUUGCACUUGGACGUUAGCCGAAAUGAGCUGUCUGGGUCCAUAUUUCCUGGCAUUGGUUCACUUGGAAAUAUUAUAACCAUCGACCUUUCUUCCAACAGCUUCACAGGAGCUCUGCCAAGUACUAUUGGGAAAUUGACAAGUUUGGAAUCACUUUGGCUGGGACUGAAUGGCUUCACUGGGAGUCUUCCAGUAGAGAUUGGCAACAUGAAGAUGCUCAAAGUUUUCUCUGUCCACAGUUGCAAGUUAACAGGAAUUGUUCCUGAGGAAAUCUCUAACCUGAGAAACUUGACAAAUUUAGACAUUUCAGAGAACAAUUUUGAAGGGGAACUACCGCAAGCUAUUGGAAAUUUGGUGAACCUUAUGUACCUGGUUGCUGCUGAUGCUGGGUUAAGUGGGUCUAUACCAGCACAGCUAGGAAACUGCAAAAAUCUAAAGAUCCUAGAUUUGUCAUUCAAUUUCUUUUCAGGUCCUCUGCCUGGGAGCCUUGCUGGACUAGAUGCUGUUACUACAUUUAUUGUCGAAGGAAAUCAUCUGGAAGGUCCCAUUCCCACCUGGAUUUCAAAUUGGAAGAUGGUGAAUUCCAUAAGAUUGGGCAAGAACCUUUUUAAUGGAUCUUUGCCUCCACUGAAUCUGCCAUUUUUGACUUCAUUCUCUGCUGAUGCCAACCAACUCUCAGGAGAGAUUCCUCCAAAGAUAUGUGAUGCCAAGUCUUUGUCGUCUCUCUCUUUAUCGGAGAAUAAACUGACUGGCAGCAUUGAGAAAACUUUCAAAGACUGUUCUAAUCUCACUGAUUUGGUCCUAGUGGGGAAUAACUUGUAUGGUGAAAUACCAGGCUAUUUGGGUGAGCUUCCCCUUGUGACACUGGAAUUAUCACAGAAUAACUUCUCUGGAAUGGUUCCUAAUCAGCUGUGGAGAUCUCUGACCAUUCUGGAAUUAUCUUUGAGCAACAAUCAGCUUAAUGGUCACAUUCCAAGCAGCAUUAGUGACAUUUUGGAGAGGUUACAACUGGACAAUAAUUUCUUUGAAGGAACUAUACCAAAAUCAAUCGGCUAUUUGUGCAACCUCACCAAUUUGUCUCUUCAUGGAAAUAAAUUAUCUGGAGUGAUACCACCAGAGCUUUUCAACUGCACAAACAUGGUGGCACUGGAUUUGAGCUUGAACAAUCUGACCGGUUCAAUUCCAGGAGCCAUAUCUCAGCUGAAGUUGCUUGACAAUUUGGUCUUGUCUAACAACCAACUUUCUGGUCAUAUUCCCUGUGAGAUCUGCGCUGGGUUUCAGCAGGUUGCUUUCCCUGAUUCAGAGUUCACACAGCAUUAUGGUAUGCUUGAUCUUUCUUACAAUAGUUUAACAGGUCAGAUUCCUGCAGCCAUUAAGAAUUGUGCCGUUUUAAAGGAACUAAGGUUGCAAGGCAACAUGCUCAAUGGAAGCAUCCCUCCUGAGCUGGCAGACCUAACGAACCUGACCUUCAUUGAUCUGUCAUUCAAUUCUCUUAGUGGUCCAAUUCUUAGUCCGAUUCUUUCUCAGCUUUCUCCCUUGCAGAACCUCCAAGGUCUUCUCUUGUCAAACAAUCAAUUUGAUGAUCUCAUUCCAAGUGAGUUGAGUUUGAUGCUCCCAAGCUUAGUGAAGCUCAAUUUGUCAUCCAACAGGCUGACUGGUUCCAUUCCAAAGUCUAUAUUUGAUAUCAAGACAUUAACAGAUAUCGAUAUAAGCCAGAAUUCACUUUCUGGACCAAUCCCAUUCACUGGCAGCAUUGCUAGGGGAACAAGCUCCCUUCUGAUAUUCAAUGCCAGCAACAACAAUUUAAAUGGUGCAAUAUUGGAGUCAGUGUCAAAUCUGACCUCCCUUGCAGUCCUUGAUCUCCAUAACAACAGUCUCAUUGGAAGUUUGCCAUCGUCACUUUCCAAACUUGAUUAUCUGACUUAUCUUGACCUGUCUGAUAAUGAUUUUCUUGGUGAUAUCCCUUGUGGCAUUUGUGGUAUCACUGGACUUUCUUUUGUCAACUUUUCUGGUAACAAGUUAGACAGGUACUCAGAGGAUUGUGCUUUAGUGAAUUCAUGUCUGUCACACCACAUCCUUUCCUCUCCCGUUGUCCCUUAUCCACCAUCUCCAACACUAACUGAAAGCUCAGUCUGGGGUAUUACUCUUGGUGCAGCUAUAGGAUUGGUAGCUCUGCUAUUUGUUUUUCUUAGGUGGAGGGCAAUGAGGCAGAAGUCUUUGGACCAUGUCUCUGCUGACAGGGCCAACUCAGCAAUCAUUGAGCCAGCCUCCAGUGAUGAGCUACUGGGAAAGAAGUUGAAGGAACCAUUAAGCAUCAAUGUAGCCACAUUUGAACAUGCUCUGCUGCGGCUAACUCUAAGCGAUAUCUUGAGAGCUACUGAGAAUUUUAGCAAGGCUCGCAUUGUAGGUGACGGUGGUUUUGGCACUGUCUACAAAGCAGUUCUGCCUGAGGAAUGCAUGGUUGCAAUCAAGAGGCUUUAUGGUGGAGGCCAGUUCCAGGGUGACCGCGAGUUCCUGGCUGAGAUGGAAACAAUUGGGAAAGUGAAGCACCAGAACCUUGUUCCACUGCUCGGGUACUGUGUCUUUGGUGAUGAACGGUUCCUGAUAUACGAGUAUAUGGAAAACGGGAGCCUCGAGAUAUGGCUGAGGAACCGAGCUGAUGCUGUUGAUGUGCUCAGGUGGCCUGUAAGAUUUAAGAUUUGUCUAGGAUCUGCCCGUGGCCUUGCCUUUCUGCACCAUGGUUUUGUGCCUCACAUCAUACACCGAGACAUGAAAUCCAGUAACAUUCUGCUAGACAGAGACUUUGAGCCAAGAGUCUCAGAUUUUGGUCUUGCACGUAUAAUCAGUGCAUGCGAGACGCAUGUCAGCACUGAUCUAGCAGGGACAUUGGGGUAUAUCCCACCGGAGUAUGGAUUCACAAUGAAAGCCACCGUGAAAGGAGACGUUUACAGCUUUGGGGUGGUGAUGUUGGAGUUGCUGACAGGAAGGCCUCCAACGGGAGAAGAGGAAAUGGAAGGUGGUGGAAAUUUGGUUGGUUGGGUAAGGUGGAUGGCAGGGCAGGGAAAGGAGGCUGAGGUGCUUGAUCCAUGCUUGUCAACUGGUGGCCUUUGGAGGGAGCAGAUGAUGCAGGUGCUUGCGGUUGCCCGGGCAUGCACAGCUGAUGAGCCAUGGAAGAGGCCCAGCAUGCUCGAGGUUGUAAAGAUGCUCAAGGAGGUCAAGAUGAAAGAGGCCGGUGACACAGUCACCAGAGAUGUCUGAUCUGCAGGUAUGUGACUGAGGAGAUUCAAAGUAACACAAUCCUUAUCAUCAUGUAUCAUAUUGGAAGUUAGGAUGCAUACAACUAAGCUAAUUGUAGUAAAAUGAAAUGGUAGAUUUUAUAUUUUAUAUGUGGAGGUGACAUUCUAGCUCAGUUAGAUCACUAUAAGGACCACCAAGCUUUCUACAAAUUCACUUGUAAACUUAGCAUCGCUCUAAAAUUUUCCUUUCCUGGAAAAGUGGUUUCUUGUCCUUAAUGUUCCCUCCAGAAAUUAUGAGACUUGGAAUUUGUUUGUUA